This is a messenger RNA of Podospora anserina S mat+, 2769 nucleotides long. RefSeq lists its product as uncharacterized. The record is from RefSeq and is a predicted model, not a curated record. The coding region runs from base 1 to 2769 and encodes 922 amino acids. The transcript is spliced from 2 exons. NCBI's taxonomy places the organism in Eukaryota, Fungi, Ascomycota, Sordariomycetes, Sordariales, Podosporaceae.
AUGUCAGAAAAACCUCUUUCUACGGGCUCAGGGGCGAGCUCCCAUCCUAACCCAUACCAGGAUGUGUCCAGUUGGUGGGCUGCCUUCUUCAAAGGGGGCUUUUCCUGGCGUUGGUUUGGUGGACCUCACCUGUACUUUCGCCCCAACCUCGAGUAUGCCGACUCGACACCGUUUUUCGUCACAGAUGGUUUGGGAAGGGAAAAGGUGUACAACCAGCCGUUCGAAUGCUACAUCGACCCAUUCACCGGAAAGAUUGAGAAACUUUAUGUCCAAGCACCUUCUUCCAUUUGUCUCCUUGGCUCUGUCGACCCCAAUUGCACCUGGAAGCGAACGCCUAUUCGAAAUGUGACACCGUUUCUCUUGCGGGUAGGCAACCUCCCCUUUCGGUUUAUACCGGCCGAGAGGAGGGGUCACAGAUCCAAGUUCACCUUUGAAGAUUGGUGCAUUGUCAUUGGAAUGUGGAUCCCGUCUGUGGCAAUCUUUCUCAUGUCGUGGACGGUGUAUGACCCCUCAGGCCCCGUUGAAGGAAAGGAUCCUACCAAAUAUCUGCCGCUGAUGUACCGCGGCCUAAAGUAUCCUCGCCUGGCCCGCAACAUGCUGGAGAAUCGGCACCAAGUCGCUCAGUUGCUCUACAGGUACACUUCCUGGAAUACCACGGCGGCACUCUCGUCAUACCGGACUUUUCGGCCAAGGUUCCUCAACUACCUGGUGCAGACAGAGCUUCCUGAUGGCCGCAAGUUGUUCUCGUUUGAAACACGCCCGGUGCCUGACAAUGACAUCACCCCAUUCAUCAUGAUUGCCUGGUCUUCGGCACACUAUGAGCUCAAGUCGAGGGACAACGAGUCCGGGCUGCCCCGCAACAACGAGGGCGACCUCGACGCUCUUCUCUCCGUGGGCGUGAAGGCGUCUGUCAAGUACUUUGGGCUCGAGCCUGAGAAGCAGGAUCUACGUCAGCACCCCAAGGCCUUUUGGUGCUCUGCAAACUGUAUGCCGCCGACGAAAAUGGUAGACCACCUUGGAAGAGUGGUUAAUGUGGACGGAGAAGAGAAGGAGCUCCUUGCCAACCAAGAUGUAAGCUCGAUACUCCCAGUCAUUGUUAUCAGCGAUAUUAUUCGAACCGCACAGCAUGUGGCCGUUGUGGUUGGUAACUUGCAAAGACCCUGGGUUCCCAACGCACUCCGUGUGUGGGGUGAACGAGUCUGGACUUUACCAGAGAUCGUUCUCAGCAAGGGUGAGACAGUCACCGUCUGGCACUGCGGCACUCGACCUUCCAUGAAGCCAUACGAAUUCACCAAGAUACCCAAAGCCCUUUUCCCAACCUAUGCAUGGGCAGACGCCUUGAACUCGCGCCAGCUGAUCGAGCACUACGGCAACCUUCACCUCAGCCGUCUCGAGCUCGUCAAGAUUGCUCUAGAGUGCUUGAUGAGCCGCCAUUUCCGUGCGAUGCAUCCAGGCGACCGUGUUUACGUCCUCAUGGGUCUCUUGCGUAUCCGGCCUCCCAUCGACAGCACCGACACUUCCUUCCAGGCCUUUGCUCGUUUGUCUCUGCCUCAGGACAGUGAUCGUCUCAUGGAGCGUCUGAUCUGUCUUUUGCCCGACUUUCCCGGGCAGAACUGGGAGCUCAUGACAGACCAGUACAAGGCUAGCUUGUGGGAUGUGUACCCAAACACGCAGAUCUGCGCCAUUGGCGAAAAUGACACGGUGGUGAUAGACGAUGCCAAGGGCGCCCAGAUUCAGUGGUCAGAGUUCACGCGGGUUCGAACGCUGCGGAAGCUGACGGCGAAGCGUGAAUUCUUCAUCUACUUCCUCGUCUGGUCCCCUUUGGUAUUUUUUAUCGGCGUCAUCCUUGCAGCCCUGUUUCAACCGCCGCCUCCGAUGCCGAACUCCAUGUAUUACUACCCAGCGCCUACCAACCCAGCCUACCAAGCGGGUCUUGCUAUCACGAUCAUCACUCUUCUCUUCUUCAUUCUGCCGGCCCCCUAUUUCCUCUGGCACAUUUACUCUGGAAAGCUUUGGGAAGUGGAGCCGUGCUUCUUUGGAAUUGAAGGCUAUGUUCCCAUCGAGGCGAUUGAAGAGAAGCUGUUUGGUACCAGAGGUAGUCAUGCUCGUCUUCAGUGGAGCACAUGGGGUUCUCCUCUUUCUCGACACACCCAGGGCAGAGUCACUCGGGAGCGGUCGGUCAAGUUCAAGUACCAAGACGCCAUCGACCCUGGAACUGGUAUCCAGAAUGCGGUGCCGGUUCUCAGUCUCGACGGGAACAUUGACACGUAUCAUGUCGAAUCGACAGACCCUACCAGCCCCUGUUCGCACUGCUCAAGCAACGCCAGUGGCGGGCGGUAUUGUAGCUACCAUCCGACCGUGGCUUCCUGUCAGGACAUGAGCCGCAGCAAAAUGGGCCAGAUGAAGGUGUUCACGCUUGUCGACACCUACAACAUGACCGUCACACUGUUUUAUGCUGUCCGUCCUCCCACGGUUCUGGUACUCGGUGGCAGCGAAGGCGGCAUGAAGCGUGCCAUUGCCUGUUCCUUUGAUAUCACGACCGGAACUCUGUACAGGGAAACUGUCUUGAGAAUCCCUUCUCAGAGUGCGGAUCGCAUGGAAGGGCUUGGCCGGCUUCGCCUCGGGCUGGUUCGGCCGUUCCUUGACAAUGAUGUGCGAAAGACACUCUCCAGCCAGCCCGUACAGCAGCAGCAGUCCUCGACAGUCUUUCAGGAGCAGGCCACUCCCACAUCUGUCCAUGUGCCCAUCGUCCACGAACCAAAAAUCUGA